AUGGCCAGUUUGGCACGGGGAAGGCCGGGCCAAGAGUUCUUCAAGAAGCACAAGGGGGAGCUUGAGAUGCGUCUUGAUGUCCUUGCACCUCUUCUUAUCCACCUGCAGAGUGGCGAGGUCCUCUCUGGCCUGGAGAGGGAAGAGGUGGAGAAAGGUGGAACAACCAGCCAGAGUAAGAACUUUGCCCUCAUAACCAUGCUGGAGAAGAAAGGAGCCGUAGCACAAGAGAGGUUUUAUGAGGCUCUCAAGAAACACAACCCUCUUUUGGUGGAGGAUCUUCAGCGCUCAGUAGUGCCUGAGACACAGCAAAGAGGAGAUAUUCCUCCUCCUGGGCAGAUCCAGUUCACUUCAGUGCAGCCAGACUCUGUGUCCUUUAGCUGGUCACCACCAGAGGGCGCUCCUGGGCCCCACAGGUUCAGAGUGACAUGGACAGGAGGUGAAAAGCAGCGCAGCAUGACAGUGGGACGUUUGGGUCUGACAGCGACAGAACUGAUUCCAGGAGAGAAGUACCACUUUGCUGUGGCCACCAUCACUGAAGAUGAUCAUCAGAGCUCAUGUGCGGAGAGAUGUGUUCACACAGAGGUUCCUCCACCAGAGAAUCUCACUGUGGAUUUGAGCUCAUUGACGGCCUCUCUGAAGUGGACCAAACCUGCCGGAGUGGACCAGGUGUCUUACCUGCUGGAGCUUUUCAGAGAUCAGAAAAGCAUUGAUGCCGUCCACAGAGAUUCUCCCAGUUAUAUAAUCACUCUACAAUAUGGAGGGAAUUACACCAUCAGUGUGCACACUGUACUUAGCAAUGGGCGUCAAAGUAAACCAAGCAGCCAGAUCUUUAAAAAAGAGAUUCCAGUCCCUGACCGUCUGGCUGUGAGCUCCAUCACCACGUCAUCUGCUAGCCUCAGCUGGGAGUUGUCUCUUGAGAUGGAGCAGACUCCACACAGUUUCCUGGUCUCUUACCAGAGUGAAGGGACUGAGCCACAGACAACCUCUUCAGAGUCAUGCAGCACAGACAUCACAGGCCUGAAACCAGGAACUGAAUACACUGUUAUAGUCUACACUGAGCUUAAAGAAGGAGGAAAGAGCAAGCCUGCUUCCAUGACGAUUAAGACAGGUCACCAGCAGUGGUGCUCACAACUGAACCUGGUGCUGCUGGGAGAGUGCGGCUCUGGGAAGAGUGCCAGUGGAAACACCAUCCUGGGAUUUGAAGCUUUCAGAUCAGUGCCUAGUUCCAAGCCCGUCACCACUGACUUCAAGUUGGAAUCAAAGGUUAUCUAUGGAACAGAGGUGCAAGUAAUCGACAAUCCAGACUUCUUUGAUGAUGAGCUUCCUCAGCAAAGCAGACAUGUUAUGGAUUGCAGGGAGAUGUGUGAGGUUGGUGUCUGUGUGUACCUACUGGUCAUUCAGAUUGGACGCUUCACUGAGGGAGAGAGAGACAUUUUAAAGGAGUUAGAGGAUGCACUACAGAUCAAAUUAAGGAACAGAGCCAUCAUCCUCUUCACACGUGGAGAUGAUCUGGGACGUCAGGAGAUUGAUGAAUAUGUGAAAUGCACUUCUCCACACCUUCAGAAGCUCAUUUACAAUUGUGGUAAUAGAUAUCAGGUGUUUAACAACAAUAAGAGGGAUGGAGAGCAUCAGGUGAAAGAGCUCUUGAAAAAGGCAGCUAAACUGGUGAAGGAGACCUAUGGAGUUGGAGUCUUCCCAGAAUAUGAAUCAGGGAGAUCAGUGGUUGCUGCAGGCCCGGAAGUGGGUCCCACUCUGUUCCGUUCAUGCGUGGUGAAGUGCAGAAUCGCGGGCCUUGAGACGUGGCUGCUUCUGGAAAACCCUCUUGUGAAAUCCAGCGACCGGAGUUUCUCGAGUCGUCUGCAGCCGGGGCGCCCUAAACAGAAGCGCGUCUGA
Messenger RNA from Sardina pilchardus (European sardine), 1893 nucleotides. RefSeq lists its product as uncharacterized. NCBI's taxonomy places the organism in Eukaryota, Metazoa, Chordata, Actinopteri, Clupeiformes, Clupeidae. Bases 1 to 1893 code for a protein of 630 amino acids. The record is from RefSeq and is a predicted model, not a curated record. The transcript is spliced from 7 exons. Gene Ontology annotation, molecular function: GTP binding; protein binding. Gene Ontology annotation, biological process: regulation of apoptotic process.